AUGAUAAUCAAUUACAACCAAUUGAAAAAACAAAAUAAUUAAAUAGACGGAAUAGCAUUGAACUAAUUAAAAAAUUAAUGGUUGAAAAAUAGAAUAAAAACUGUAUUUAACAUACUAGAUGUAUAAAUUGCUCGUUUUGAUUUCUAAUUAUAAUUAAGAAAAAUCUACAAUAAUUUUAAUCUUCGAUUAGAGUAUUACCUAAAUGGAUGCUUCAAUUAAUAAGCAUUAUCAUAUUGUUAUAAUUAUAAUGUCAAUUAAAUAUUGAUUUCAAUAAAAAAUACAUUCAUAAUUAUGCAAACUAAGACAUUAAGCCUUUAAGAAGAAUGCAAUUAGGGUUUAUAAGAGAAAUAAUAGUUUACUUACCAAGCUUUAGAAUAAGCACAAUUAAUUUAAAAUUAAUAAUGUAAUUUCUUAGCAUUUGAUUAUACUUCAACUCAGAUUCUGGCUAGUUUUGGAACAAUUCUUAAGGCCUACUUGUUCAUUAAUGAACAAUUAAUAUUUAUCUCUAUAUUUUAAAUUACUAAUUCUAGAGUCACUUGCAUAGAAAAUUUGAAGUAAUGUAAUUUAUUUAUAUUUGCAAUGCUUAAUGGAUAAAUAUAAAUAUCAAGCAGUGUAGGUAUGAAUCAGGGAAAAUACAUUUAAAAAUUAAGAGAUCACGUAUCACCAAUUUAUCAUUUACAAUCAAACAAAAAUUCAGAUUCUAUAAUUUCAUGUGAUGAUUGGAAAGUGUCAUUUUUCAUAAAAUAAAGCUAAGCGUAAUAUUCAUACUCUUAUACUAAUAACAUCAGAAUCUGUGCUGUAAGUUUCAAUGAAAUAGGCGAUAAAUUAAUAAUCUCAGAUUAUAAUAAGGAUAUAAUUGCAUUGGUAAAAAGAGGAACUGGUUGGAUUAAACUUUAAAAUUUUCAUUUAGGUAAAUUAGGACAUGGAAUAAGCUUUAUUGGAAACGAUUCAUUUAUGGUUUAAGAAGCAUUCAAAACUUUGGGUUAUUACAAAUUUGUGAAUUAAGGCCAAGAGUUUAAGAGACAGAGAGAACUCAAAAUUUAAAGUUAUGGGAACUGGGGUUCUCGGAAAUUCAAUCAAAGGUAUAUUAAAAUAAAAUAAAUACUCAUAAAUAAGGAUGGAAUAUCAUUAAAUUUUAUGAAAAUAUAGGAUGAUCCUUAUUUUGUUACAGAGUUUUAAUUACAAUUUCAUGAUUCUUCCACUCAAGUUGCUCUAAAUGAGAAUGGAUCCUACUUAGUAACAUGGGACAAUUUUACCCAAUCUAUAAAAAUUUAUAAGUACUUUGACUGA
This is a messenger RNA of Paramecium octaurelia, 1290 nucleotides long. Lineage: Eukaryota; Ciliophora; Oligohymenophorea; Peniculida; Parameciidae. The record is from the annotation of a GenBank genome assembly.